UAAACUAGCCAAGACCCUCUUCCACCUGUGGACUUGCUCCUGCUGCUUCCUAUGCCUGAGAAUGAUCCUCAACACCCACCCCCCCCCCCCCGCCGCUUUCCCACCCUAGUUUACUUCCCAGGGUUGGGGGCGGUGUGGAGACCCCAGAGGCUGUUCAGGAUAUGUAGGCUUAGGGUCAGGGGACAGAGUGAGGCCAGAUUUAGUAUAUAACAAAGUCAGGGGUCAGUCUGUCCAGAUAAGAGUGUCCAGACAGGCUCGUUAUACUAGCCACCAGAGUUCCUUUGGGGGGGGGGGGAGGGGCCCAGGCCAUCCAGCCUGCUGCCUGUACUGCCCCAAAGGGGAAACUGAGGCACCGGGAGAGGGUCGAGGCCCAGGGUCACCCUCUCACACCCUGCCCUCCUCUUCCCCUCAGCGCCCCCACCACCUAGUUCUCCCUCCACCUGCAGCCCUCAUUCCCUCCCGAAUUUGUUCUAACGCUCUGGGUCCCCAAGAGCAACGGUGGUGGCCCCGCCCGACCAUGCUGAUAAGACGCCUCGAGUCCCCGCCUCACAGGGUUAUGCAAAUGAGGCGCCCGGAGGCCCCGCCCCUCGCCCCUUCGCUGAGUCUGCGCGGCUCGGCGGGGCCGACGGAGUCUCCCAUCUCCGCGUCCGCCCGCCGGGCCUGCCGUCCGUCUGUUCGUCCUGCUGCCCGGGUGACUUCUAAGCGGAGCGGGGGCUCAGGCGGUGACAGCCUCGACCCGAGCAAGCUGCGUGGAUGGGGCACUGGACCCAGAGUGCCUACCCUCACCUUCCUGGGCCUCAGUUUCCACCUCUGUGCAAUGGGGUUGACCAUCCCCGUCCUGCUGGCCGCCAGGAGCGGCUGCCCGGCCUUCACCAUGGCAGGAGGGAGACCUCAGCUGAAGAGGAGUUUCUCCAUCAUUCCCUGCUUUGUCUUUGUGGAGUCAGUGCUUCUGGGCAUCGUGGUCCUGCUCGCUUACCGCCUGGAGUUCACGGACACCUUCCCCGUGCACACCCAGGGGUUCUUCUGCUAUGACAGUACCUAUGCGAAGCCUUACCCGGGGCCUGAGGCUGCCAGCCGAGUGCCUCCUGCUCUCAUCUAUGCCCUAGUCACUGCUGGGCCCACCCUCACGAUCCUGCUGGGGGAGCUGGCGCGUGCCUUUGUCCCCGCGCCACCCUCCACCGUCCCCAUCAUCGGGGAGAGCACCAUCGUGUCAGGGGCCUGCUGCCGCUUCAGUCCCCCACUGCGGAGGCUGGUCCGCUUCCUUGGGGUCUACUCCUUCGGCCUCUUCACCACAACCAUCUUCGCCAACGCUGGGCAGGUGGUGACCGGAAACCCCACACCGCACUUCCUGUCCGUGUGUCGCCCCAACUACACAGCCCUGGGCUGCCCACCGCCUUCGCCCGACAGGCCGGGGCCCGACCGCUUCGUCACCGACCAGGGUGCCUGUGCCGGCAGCCCCAGCCUGGUGGCCGCUGCGCGCCGUGCCUUCCCCUGCAAGGAUGCUGCCCUUUGCGCCUACGCGGUCACCUACACAGCGAUGUAUGUGACGCUUGUGUUCCGAGUGAAGGGCUCCCGCCUGGUCAAACCCUCGCUCUGCCUGGCCCUGCUGUGCCCCGCCUUCCUGGUGGGCGUGGUCCGCGUGGCCGAGUACCGCAACCACUGGUCUGAUGUGCUGGCCGGCUUCCUGACAGGCGCUGCCAUCGCAACCUUUCUGGUCACCUGCGUUGUACACAACUUCCAGAGCCGGCGGCCCUCUGGCCGAAGGUUCUCCCCCUGGGAAGACCUGGGCCAAGCCCCCACCGUGGACAGCCCCCUCGAAAAGUUAAGUGUGGCCCAGGAACCCGAGGCCUGCAGGCCGCAUUCGACACCGGCACGGCUCACCCCAUCCAAGUCGCAGAACUGUGCCCGCCGUGGCCACCUGAUCCCCAGCUGCGUGUCCUCCAGGGCUCCAGCCAUGUGUUCGUCGCCCCGUGUGCCCCGCCCUCGAUUGAGGUCUGAGCCGACGCCCCUGCCUCUGCCCCUGCCCCUGCCAGCACCAACCCCCAGCCAGGGCCCCUCACCCUCCUCCCCUGGGCCUGGGGGGCCGGGUGGGGGUGGUGGACGUGGUCGGAAGCUGCUUCUGCCCACACCCCUGCUUCGGGACCUGUACACCCUUAGUGGACUCUAUCCCUCCCCCUUCCACCGGGACAACUUCAGCCCUUACCUGUUUGCCAGCCGUGACCACCUGUUGUGAGGCCCCACCACCCACCCAGAAUCUUCCAGGUCCCCAUUCCUUCCCUGCCACACGUGAGUGUGCGUGUGCCAUGUGAGUGCCAAAGCCCCCUGUGCACAAACCAGCCAGGCCUAGAUGUUAGAGGCUGGCUGGAAGGACAUUUGGGGGGCCCCUGCCUCUCUUGCCCUCUGGAACAUCCAAGUGGGCAUAACUGGGAGGUGGGCCCUUGCCCCCAGGAUGGCUCUUUUAGGGCUCAAACCUGACCCCAUUGGCCAUUGCUGAGCCAAUGGGAGUCCCCAGUUCUAAAACUUCUACUCAAAAGGAGUUUACUCCAGCCAAUGGAGCCUCCCCUCACGUCUUAGAAUCCUCAGGCAAGAGGGUAACUCCAGUUUGUGUUCAGUGUCUGAACAACCAAUAGGAGUCCUUGGUUUUCAGAACUUCUAGGAUGGGUGGGUAUGAUUCCAGUCAAUGGGGGACCGCCAAUGUCUAAGCAUGUGCAGAGGAGAGGAGGGAGAUGGGGUCAUCCUGUGUCAUUGGGUCCUCUCUCAGAAUCAGAGAGUCCAGCUGGAGAAUGGGGGGCAGGCUCCCCCGUGGCAGGGUUCUUGGAGCACCCCUUCCUCUCUCAGCCCCUCCCCCAUGUGCAACCUCUCACUCAGUCCCUCCUAACUCCCAACUUACACAGGGCUUGCCCCAGUUCAGAGGUUUUGGGGUUCAGGGUGCUGUCUCUCCCCUUGUCUGUGCCCAGGUCACCUCAAACCCCUCUGUUAUUAGGGCUGUGGGAGGGACUUUUUUUGCCUUGGAGUCUGUCCCUGUUCUUUACACUGCCCCCCACCCCGGGCUCCAGCGUCAUGCAGAUGUGCCAUCAUGGGGGGCAUGGGUGGAGCAGAGAGCGCUCCCCUGCCCCAGGCAGCCAAAGGCAGUGGGCAGAGGAGAUACUGCCCCCCUUUCCUGCCCCCACCUUAUCUUUAAUAAAGACCUGUUUGUAACAGAA
This is a messenger RNA of Acinonyx jubatus (cheetah), 3203 nucleotides long. It is a transcript of the gene PLPPR2, whose product is annotated as phospholipid phosphatase related 2. The record is from RefSeq and is a predicted model, not a curated record. Gene Ontology annotation, molecular function: phosphatidate phosphatase activity. NCBI's taxonomy places the organism in Eukaryota, Metazoa, Chordata, Mammalia, Carnivora, Felidae. Gene Ontology annotation, biological process: signal transduction; phospholipid metabolic process; phospholipid dephosphorylation. Bases 518 to 2233 code for a protein of 571 amino acids. The transcript has 10 exons.